Messenger RNA from Egretta garzetta (little egret), 4822 nucleotides. RefSeq names its product BEN domain containing 2 (gene BEND2). Gene Ontology annotation, molecular function: DNA binding. NCBI's taxonomy places the organism in Eukaryota, Metazoa, Chordata, Aves, Pelecaniformes, Ardeidae. The record is from RefSeq and is a predicted model, not a curated record. The coding region runs from base 1705 to 3705 and encodes 666 amino acids. The transcript has 12 exons.
ACCCCAAACCAUUCUGUGAUUCUAUGACCAGGUAAAGUUCAUUUAGCUUGUCACUGCUGUCAUAGGCCUCUACCCUCUCAAGAGGUUCCAGUUGCCUCUUGCUCUGAUGCCCGAUUUCCUUGUGUGACUUCAUGGUUCAGGGAGCUUUUGUGGCUAAAAAUUAAUUUUGUUUGUGGCGUGGUUAGGCUUCAGCCAGUUCACUGUGCAAUUAUACAAGUGUCAGUGUGAAGUAAAGGGGGAGGACUGAGAUGCAGGGGGCGUGGGAGCACAGCAAUCCUGAUAUACUCCUGAUUAAGCCAACGUACAGGGUAAUGCGUUGGGUGUCUAUUCCUUCACCUUUGUCCUCAAUUUUUUGGUUUCCUGAUUGGCUUUGUCUGUAACUCAGUAAUCUUAACCAAUAUUAAGACUGUUCUAAAUUCCUUAUCAAUAGAAAAGAUGUGCCAUUAAUAAUAUUCCUCAGUCAAAAGGUGCAGUGUGAGCUCAAAUCUUACUGAACAUCAGAGGCCUCUUCAUGAGACUUGUUUUCCCUUGAGUUUUGAUCUUCUUAGCAUCUCCAUAAUCCAAGUAUGAGACCUAAAGCUAUGGGAAAUCUGGUUUUCUUAAUUCUGCUUCUCACCAUAGUAAUUGGUUUGUAUUUGCUCAAUGUACAAUCCCAUUGUCUUAAUCUGUUGCAAAUUUCAGUCAUGCAGAUUCUGACUACAGCAUUCUAAAUUAACUAUUGUUCCAGUGUUCAGAGACUGUUGAUAAGCAUUUUAUCUCUGUCAAAAUAUUCUGGUGUCUCUGAUCUGUGGCAACCUAUCUAGAUUAAGGACAAAAUUAUCAGAAGUAUACUAAAUUCAAGGAUGCAACUUGAGGUGGGUGGUACCCAAUUUUUCUGAGUGCAGUAUUUAAGCAUCUUUAUAAAUAUAGUUCCUUUUACAUGUAGCUUCCAUGGCUGGGUGGCUGCAUCUGGGAGUAUUGAGAUCAUGGUUGCAAAAAUACAGAGAUGUGUCUAAGUGAACUCUUGGAAAAUGAAGAAAAAACACUGGAUUUGUGUGAAAAGUUUGAUUUAGUUUUGGUGAUUUUGCUGACAGCCCCCAGGAACUCUGUAGUAGAGACUGGGAUAAGUUUUAGUACUACUCGGUGCUUUCAGCGCUCUCAUCUGCCUCCAUUUACCAUUCCAUACCUUGUGGUUUACCUACAUUUCUGUUUCCGCCAUGAGCAAGAGCAUUCAUUGGGUCAUGUCUGACUCAGUGCAGGUCCUUCCUUAUCCCGCUGGCUUAUGUGGUGUAUUUAAUUAGUAACUUGGGGAAAGAAAAGUAGUUUGUCAGCUUGUCUUCAGCCUUCAGCUGAUGCAUCAGAUCUGGUUGUAUUUCUGUGCUGAUGGCUUUGAUUGUCACAGUAUGCAGAAAUGCACUUAAAACACUCAGUUACAUCUGCAAUGAGAUUGAGUUAAUAUGCAAAUGAUUACUUGAAGCUGGGGUUGGAUGAUACUAUCCCUGAAAGGCAUCGUGACAGUGGUGUCUCUGUGCUCUCCCUUGUGUUAGUUCCCUUUUUUGUGUAUGUUAGUAUAAGUGUCAGGCCAUAAAUAGAGCAGGAUCUAGUUGUGGUCCAAGUUAAUGCUAGCUGGCUCUCCUAUUGUGACUUAUUUUAAACUAAGAUUAUGUGUCUGUAAACGUUGAGGAUGAUGUUGAAGCAGUGAUUUUUGACCAUGGAGAAAAUGGAAUGUCCACACAAAGCUGUGUGUCAAUGGAACAAAACUCUGAAGUAAACAGUGUUGUCCACCAUGUGGCUCAACGUGUUUAUGGAAGCGAAGACCUAUCAGUGCUAGUUGAACGAGUGGCAUCGCAAAUGAGCCAUUCUGCAAGUAUGCAGAGAGGAAAUGGUCACAGCCCUGAAAAAAUGGAUUUUGUGUUUUCACAUAAUAAAAGAAAACGACUUGCCCCUACUUUGGUGGGACAGAAUGUGAUGAGAACCAGGGAAGGAGAAUAUGAAGAUAGUGACAGUGUAAUUUAUGAGUAUGAACCAGACUAUGAAUGUGGGAGUAUUGUGUCUGAAGCUUCGUACACUGGAGAUCAGCAGAAAACUCUUAUGGAGGUCCUGAGUUACUGCCAGGCCAUGUAUGAUGCCAUUCAGAAAUUAGAUAAAAAAUUUGACCUGCUUCAUCGGAAGGUCUCAGAAAUGCAGCAUACUCGUGUAAAGCCGCUGUUGCUCAAACCUAAACCAGGUGGAUUUACGUACAGAAGUUCCAGUCAUUUGCCCCAUGGAAAAAUAAGAGUACAAAAAUCCAUGGAAAGGGAAUCAAGUCUUCAUCUCUCUUCACCAGGCCAGGGAAGGCACAGCCCAGUCAUAAGGGUUGCUUUACAAAAUGGCCAUGUUCAGGUCAAUUCCACAGUAAAGCAUGCUCAACAGAGUCUUCAGCUUGAAUCACAGCAGCCUGUUCACAGGCAGAGCCCACCACUCCCCACUAUAGUUUCUACUCAUUCAUUGCAUUCAUCAUACACAUCAGCUAACAGGAUGCCUGACCUUUCUCCAAGAUCAAAUCUUGUAGCUAGCGUUGUGGAAAGCACUGUCAAUGUUGCAUCUUCACCAGUGCCAUCAUCAUCGAUGCCAGCACCAUCUGAGACCAGUUUGGGAAAUAAUGCUGCAGUGGUGAACUACAGAAAUGCAUCUGGGAAUGUGAACAUUAGUAAAGAACUACCAUCUUCUUCAGUCUCCAUCAAUCCUAGCUAUGAGUUUGUUGGUGACCCAGUGAGAAAUGUGAAAGUUCUUGGAAACUAUUUGAUGAAAGCUCGGCAAAAGACUAAACCAAAGUAUGCAGCGCGCUACUUAGUUCGUGUCUUGUUCCCCAAGGAAACAUUAUUAUGCAGCAUUAUGGGAGCGAGUGCACGAGGGCGCAGAACAUUGGAUCCAAACAAAAUUGCUGCAAUAAGAGAAUUUCUUGCAACUAACUUUCCAAACUAUGAUUUGAGCGAGCAUGGAAAAGACUGGAAAACCUGUAUCACAAAUGUCAAUGCUAUGAUCCGCUGUUUACGCUCUGAAACAAAAAUAAACCCAGCAAGUUGUCUUGAGGAGACAACCGAAGAGAAAGAAAAAGUGGCUGAUGCUCCAGAUACAUCUCAUUGUGUAGAUUUAAAUUAUAAUGAAGAUAGUGAAGGCAGUUCUCAAAACUCUCAGAAAAUGACCGGCUCCACAACUGAUGCGUUGCAGAAUUCAGGAUCGGAUAAGUUUCCAGAAGCUUUCCAUACACCUUCAGUCAAGAAACCACAGUCUUUGGAACCUAUGGAACUUCUUGGAAGUCCAUGGCGCAACGUUCAGUUGCCUUUCUCAGUCCUUUAUGUAGCUAAGGGGAAGUCUCGGCCAGAGUUGUCAGCUCGCUACCUAAUUCGUCAUAUGUUCAGUGAGGAUGUGCUGGUAAAAAGCAAUGUAUAUGGUAAUCUUGAACGUGGCAUGAGCCCACUGGACUGCAACAGAAUUAAUGCUCUCAGAGACUUUCUUCAAGAGAAUUAUCCAUCCUUCGAUCUAAAGGAAACUGGAUAUGAUUGGAAGGCGUGCGUGGCUGCCAUAAACAGCACAAUCCGCAGUCUCAGACAUGACCAUAAAAAGGCUACAGUUCGAAUCCGCCGGAAAGUCUUGGUAGUGCCAUCAUUGAGUGCAAAGAGUGCUCCACAGAGUCCCACUUCAGCAAAGCCAUUUGAAAGCGAUACUAUCAAUCUCGCGGACUGAAGCUCUUUAACGUCUGUCUCAAAUCUUAAUUUAGCAGGUUUUUAUAAAUCUCACAUAGAAGCCUAUUACACUGAGUUGUCCUAUUAUACUGAGUUGUCAGCAGCACUAAAUAGUAUUAUUUCAUGAAACCAAAGUUAGCAAAAGACUUGGGAACCCUAACUCCUCGUAUAUGUAGCACUUGUGCUCCUCAGAAGUUACUUCCACUGUUCCCUGUAGCAUUUCCAAUGUGCUCUCCCCUAAAAGCACCUUUUUCUCACGAUGCAUUGACUCUGAAAGAAUUAAUCUGAUUAGAAAAGAUGCACUGCACAUCAAGUCAGCAGGAGCAGAUAGGAAUGUGGAGAGGAAAGAAUGGUCCUCCUCAGAGGAAGACACGUAGCCGCUAAAUUAUCUCAUUAUGUGUGAGGAAUGAAAUUUGCUUUGACAAUUGGAUAUUUUAAGCAAAAACAUCUAAUGCAGAAAGGGAAAAAAAAUUAUUGCAUCUAGCUAACUUGUUAUAUCUCUCACAUUUUGCCUCCUAUAGCAGUCUUUAUAUUAGGAUAAGGAAAGAGGCAGAUGACAAUGUAAGUACAGUUGGUAAUGUUUUCUUUGCUCUGAUUUAGCUCUAUAAAAGCACAAAAAAGCAUCCAGAACAAACAGUCCAAUGGUUGGUUCUGUUUUUUUCUUGGUGAAAAGUAAAGAAAAUACUUCAUCAGGGGCUUGGUCUGCUGUUCAGUGGCAUAUAUCUCAUCCACUGGUGUGGAUGUCCACAAGAUGCAAAUCUGCUGCAACUUCCAUCUAGAGGAUUUGCAUCCUGAUUCAGAUUUGAGAAGUAAUAAUUUCCAUCAGCUUCAAGUCAUUGGUCCUUCAGUUAAAACUGAGUAUACAGGCGGUACUGUUGGUGUGCAGUCAGAGAUGACCAGCAUCGGUGAUACAUCUUCUCAAGCUCAUAAUCAUAGCUUUUAAUACUUGGGUCUGCAAGGCUAGGCAUAUUUGCUUUGUUGUCUGGGUAGGCUGCUGUUCUUGUCAUCCUGCCCCUGUUAACUUAAAAUCUUGAAAGUUGUGCAGUGAUUAUUCACAGAAUCACAGAAUGGUUGAGGUUGGAAGGGACCUCUGGAGGUCAUCUGAUUCCCUCCCCCUG